UCGCGCUCUUCGGAGCGAGGGCUUCCGGGAGAAGAGGCCGAUGUCGUGAGAACAGCGAGUGCGGCGUACCUCCUCGAGAAAGCCGGUGGCGCCUCAGAGAAGGGAAAAGGCAAGAUGGGUACUCUCGAACUGAUUGAGAAGGUCACGAGCGGAAGAUCGCUGAUAUUGGGCAACACAACUACCGUAGAGGAUGACGAAGACAAAGAUGCGUCAGCUGCUGCCAAGAAGGACGAGGCGGCCACUGACACGACCAC
Messenger RNA from Amoebophrya sp. A25, 254 nucleotides. The record is from the annotation of a GenBank genome assembly. Lineage: Eukaryota; Dinophyceae; Syndiniales; Amoebophryaceae.